Messenger RNA from Papaver somniferum (opium poppy), 462 nucleotides. RefSeq lists its product as uncharacterized. The coding region runs from base 1 to 462 and encodes 153 amino acids. The record is from RefSeq and is a predicted model, not a curated record. Lineage: Eukaryota; Viridiplantae; Streptophyta; Magnoliopsida; Ranunculales; Papaveraceae. The transcript is spliced from 2 exons.
AUGGAUUCAUCUGAGGUUUCAGAAUCUGUAUCGUCUUACAAUUUUGAAUUGCAUAAAAUUGCUGCUCAAUUUGAGAUGUGCGGUGAGCCGUUGUCAGAAGAAUCCAAGCUAGAGAAGACGUUAGGCACAUUUCAUGCUUCGCAUAUUCAGAAUAACGAAUUGUUAAUUAAAAAUCACGAGUCCCGUCCUUGUGGUUCUGCUCCGGUGCCCGAAGUAAAUAGGGCAUCGUAUUCUGGACAUGGACAUGAUCGUGGUAAGCAGGGUUAUCGUGGAAAGAAGCGUAAACGCGGAGGCUAUAGGCAUAGAAAUGCCAACAGCCAUCCGUAUAACAAAAAUGUGGGAGCGAAGCAAGAUAAAGGGAAGGGAUCGACUUCCAAUUCUCAAAAGAAAUCUGAGAAUCCCCCCAAGAAAAAUGACGAGGGUUGUUAUCGCUGUGGUUCUAAAGACCAUUGGUAUAAAUGA